GGACCAUGUUUAGUAUGUUGUACCAGGAGGCAGGUACUCCUCUAAAACCUCCCAAGUCCUACCCUGAAAAAUGAAGAUUGCCAAAGUUAGUUCAUAAAUUACGUUACACUCCACGCCAUAGUUGACGAGAUCCAAAAUCACUCGCCUCUUUUUAUUUUCUGCACUUUCUCCCUCUUUUCACUAUUCACUUUUUCUUUCUCUCUAUUACGCGGAUCCUAAUUUCUCUCUCAAUUCACUAUUCCGCAUCAUUUUCAUGCGAUCUGCCAAAUUCCCAAGAUUCUUUUUAAUUCAUUCAUGAUCGUUUUAUUUUUUCGCAUUUUUAUCGAUUCAAAGUUGGAAAUUGGAAUAAGAUUCUAGGGUUAAAUUGGUUCAGUGCAAUUGCAUUGUGAAAAUUUACUGAAUUUUUAUCUAUGUUUGGGGGACCUGUGACUGGUAAUAGUCCCCAUCUCCGGAAGUCUGGCAGUAGACCUGUUAUUGGUGAACUUGGAGAAAGCAGUGAAGAAGUUCUUCUGCAUUCAUCUGGGGUUAAUGAAAUGAAGGGUUUAAGUCUACCAGCCCCAUUAAGUGCCACUGUGAUGAUGCCAUCACCUACUUUCUUGUGGAGAUUUAAGAUACUGCUGUUUUUCAUCUGGGGCUUCUGCUGUUGCAAGAUUGGAUGGCAUUCUGUAAUGAGAAUGAGCGCUGAUCUGAGAGAUCUUUUUUUGUAUGAGGCGUUCUUAUACUACAAUCCUCUACUACUUGUGACUUUGAUGGUCUGGCUUUGGGGGAUAAAUUUAUGGGUCUUUUCUCAGGCUAAUGUUAGUUAUUCAAAAAUAUUUGACGUUGAUCAAACUCAUCUUACUCACAGAGAAAUAUGGAAGUGUGCCACCUGGAUGACCAUCAUAGUUCCGACCAGCAUGACAGCAUAUCUCUAUCUGUAUUCAGAUGGAGAAGUAUCGUUAGCAGCAUCUCAACCAGUUCUUUUGUACAUUGCUGUUAUCAUGAUUUUGAUAUCUCCCUUUGAUAUUUUCUACUUAUCAUCGCGGUAUUACCUGUUGAGAACUCUCUGGAGGCUAGUUGUUCCCCUGCAGGCAAUAACAUUUUCCGACUUCUUCUUGGCUGAUAUCUUGACGUCCAUGUCCAAGGUAUUGUCAGACUUGGAGCGUUCAGUCUGCCGCAUGGUCCAUAGGCAGGUUGCUACUAUUGCAUGGUUUGAAGCUGAUUCUAUAUGUGGCAGUCACUCCGUUGCAAUUCCUGUGGUUCUUGUUCUACCCUAUAUAUUUCGGCUUUUUCAGUGUCUUCGGCAAUACAAGGAUACUGGAGAGAAAUCAAGCCUCUUGAAUGCUUUAAAAUAUUCCACAGCAGUACCAGUUAUCUUUCUUUCAGCGCUCAAAUAUCACGUGUUCCCGGAUAAGUGGACAAGCAUAUAUCGGCCCCUAUGGUUGAUGUCAAGUCUUUCAAACUCUAUGUAUUCCUUUUACUGGGAUAUUACACGAGAUUGGGAUAUGAGUUGUUUCACUCGGAUAUUCAAGUUUGGGAAACCAAAUCUUUGUUCAUACCUUCUGCAUGGAAGGAGAUGGGUUUAUUGCUGGGUGAUUGGAAGCAAUUUGAUUCUGCGGUGUACUUGGACUUACAAGCUUUCUGCCCAUCUCCGACAUAAUUACCUUACUGUUUUUGCUAUCACUGCUCUAGAGAUCUUCCGCCGUUUUCAAUGGGUUUUCUUCCGUGUGGAAAAUGAGUGGAAUAAAAUGAGUGCAAAGUCGCAUAUUCAGUUAUCGGAGAGUGACAGUUCAAGUGAGGAUGUGAAUUUAUUAGACUCCGGAAACCAUAGUGUAUAAAAUACUGGACAGCAAAUACUGGAUAGCCAUGCUUAUUUGAAUUUUAUGGAAUAUUUUCCUUAGACGUGUAUAUUCAUUUGAAUUUUGACCCAUUCUUUAUAAAAACGAGUUGAUUUCGCAGCA
Messenger RNA from Beta vulgaris subsp. vulgaris (sugar beet), 1940 nucleotides. RefSeq lists its product as uncharacterized. Gene Ontology annotation, cellular component: membrane; cytoplasm. The record is from RefSeq and is a predicted model, not a curated record. The transcript is spliced from 14 exons. Lineage: Eukaryota; Viridiplantae; Streptophyta; Magnoliopsida; Caryophyllales; Amaranthaceae. The coding region runs from base 411 to 1817 and encodes 468 amino acids.